Messenger RNA from Drosophila eugracilis, 871 nucleotides. RefSeq names its product chymotrypsin-2. The record is from RefSeq and is a predicted model, not a curated record. Gene Ontology annotation, molecular function: serine-type endopeptidase activity. Bases 5 to 871 code for a protein of 288 amino acids. The transcript has 2 exons. Gene Ontology annotation, biological process: proteolysis. Lineage: Eukaryota; Metazoa; Arthropoda; Insecta; Diptera; Drosophilidae.
AGGCAUGUAUCGCUGGAGUUAUCUGUGCAGAAUAUCUCUGUUCAUCUUGCUGUCAGCGGGACAUGAAAAUGUUUCAGACACGCCACAGAUAAGCACAACGUUGGCAACCACGACGGCAAUACCUUACCGUUCCCGAUAUCCAUAUGUCGUCUCGAUUGGUGUAAGCAUAAAAGGAUACUACAAGCACCUCUGUGUGGGAGUGAUUAUUGCGGAUGCAUUUGUGCUAACCGCUGCCCACUGUAUUAAAACGAAGCAACAUCAAAAAUCAAAAAUGUUUGUUGCCGCUGGCGACGAUUUGCUUAAGAGUCGGCUGCAGUCACAAUUUGCCGUGGUUGCGAAAUUGAGCCAUCCCCAUUUUAAAAUACUUAAAGGAAACGAUAUCGCCCUGUUGAUGGUGACUCCGAAAUUUCCGCUGGACGAUAUCCGAUUCCAAAGCAUUAAGUUAUUAAGCAGGUCGCAAACGAGUAAGGACGACAAUCUUUCUCUGCUUGGGUGGGGACGAGUUACUGUCGGCAGCAAGAUGAACAAGCUCCAGGAGAUGCCCUACGAGGUGAUGGAAAAUGAUGUGUGUAAGAAGAAACACCGAUUCGUGUUCCUUACCAGGACGGAAUUUUGUGCAACGCACUUAAAAGGACCUAGGGGCGCCUGUGACGGAGACUCGGGGGGCCCUUUGAUGAAUUUGGCAGAACAUACGCUUUAUGGCUUACUCUCAUAUGGCAGAAAAGCCUGCGUACCACUGCAGCCCUAUGCUUUUACUAGAGUUAGUGAAUAUUUAAAUUGGAUUGAAGAAUCAAUGAAUCAUCUGAGUAGGAGACAUAAUGUUCUAAAGGUUAAUCGAAGGACAAGGAAGGACACGACUAAAUUUGGAUAG